AUGGCAAACAUGCUCUCUUUGAGUCUUAUCUUCUUGUUUCUGAAGCUUUCCUUUCUUUAUUGUCAUUUGAGUGACCCCAGGUGCUUUUGGAGAAUAAAAGACACAGAAAAUGAUUUAGGAGAUAAAGAGACUGAUUGCUUCUUUUCAAUUUAUACAAAGCAUGAUUAUGUGAAGAAUGAUUACUUCACUAGGAAUCUAGACAAGCAGGUAACACGUAAGACUAUCCACUUGAUUUCCUCUGCUUAUUUUGCCAUUGAAGAAAUCAAUAGGAAUGUUCAUAUUUUACCCAACAUUUCCCUAUUAGUUAAGGUAGAAUGUAACAUACUUAAGGAUAAUGUGGAAAAAAAUUGGUCCUUGAAAAGGAAGGAAAUUAUUCCUAAUUACUACUGUAAAGAUGAGAAAAGAUAUUUAAUCGUACUUACGGGACCUAUAUGGAUGGCAUCUUAUGUACUUGGACCAUUCCAGUAUAUCUCCAGAACUCCAGAGAUUUACUAUGGUUACUUUCAUCUCCUUCUAAGUGACCAGGAACAGUUUCCUCAUCUCUACCAGAUGUCUACUAAAGACACACCUCUACCACUAGGCAUGGUGACCCUAGCAGUACACUUCAGGUGGAACUGGGUAGGAGUGAUCAUUACAGAUGAUGACCAUGGAAUUCAAUUUCUUUCUGAAUUGAAAGCACUAAUGGAAAGAAACACCAUCUGCUUAGCAUUUGUCACUAUUAUCCCAAAUGAUGAAUUGUUAUACCUUAAAAUGUUUCAUAAAUAUUAUCAUCAAAUCACAAUGUCAUCAGCAAAAGUUGUAAUUGUCUAUGGGGAUAAAGAAUCUCCUCUACACUUUAACUUCAUACUUUGGAAAUUUAGAAAUAUUCAGAGACUAUGGGUCAGUGUGUCACAAUUUGAUAUGAUCACAAGGAUAGGAGAUUUCAUGCUUAACUCCAUGCAUGGGACUAUUAUUUUUUCACAUCAGCAGCCUGAGAUGCCUGGUUUUAAACAAUUUCUGAAGAUACUGCACCCUUCUAACUACAGUAGUGACAUUUCUUUUGCUAAACUUUGGUGGACUUAUUUUAUGUGUUCUUUACCACUACCUAAUUGUACAACACUGAAGAAUUGUGCAACCAAAACCCUAUUUAAAUGGAUUUUUGUGCCACCUCUUGGAAUGUCUAUGAGUGAGACAUGUUACAAUUUAUACAAUUCUGUGUAUGCUGUAGCCCACUCACUUCAUGAGAUGCUUCUGCAACAAGUAGACACAGUCUCAGAGCAUGAGGGAAAGAUAUUGGAAUUUAACCCCUGGAAGAUGUUCUCUUUUCUAAAGACCAUACAAUUUGUAAAUCCUGCUGGAGACCUAGUGAACAUGAACCAGAAUAAAACACUGGAUAAAGAGUAUGACAUUUUCUAUAUCAUGGAUUUUUUAAAACAGGAAGGACUUAAAAUGAAAAUAGGAAAUUUUUCUGGUCAUUUUCCAAAUGGGCAACAAUUGUUUAUAUUUGAUGAAAUGGUAGAGUGGGUGACAGAUAUCAAGCAGAUUCUAGCCUCCAUGUGUAGUGUUCCUUGCAAACCAGGACUCAGAAAAUAUUUACAGGAGGAAAAGGCUGUCUGCUGUUUUGAUUGUUACCCCUGCCCAGAAAAUGAAAUUUCUAACAUGACAGAUAUGGACCAAUGUUUGAAAUGUCCAGAGGAUGAGUAUGCCAACAUAAAUCAAACUAACUGCCUCAAAAAAGUUGUGAUGUUUCUGGAUUAUGAAGAGCCCUUGGGAAUGACUCUGGCUAGCUUGGCUGUGUUCUUCUCUACUCUUACAGUUAUUUGUCUCUGUGUAUUCUUGAAACACCGCAACACUCCAAUAGUUAAGGCCAAUAAUGAAACUCUCACCUAUGUCCUACUCAUUUCUCUCAUAUGUUGUUUUAUCUGUUCCUUGCUCUACAUUGGUUAUCCCAGUAUGUUCCGCUGCAUCCUACAGCAGACCACAUUUGCCAUUGUAUUCACUGUGGCUGCCUCUAGUGUCUUAGCCAAAACAAUUACUGUAGUACUAGCUUUUAGGAUCACUGUUCCAGGAAGAAGACUGAGGUGGAUGCUGCUUUCAGGGGCACCUAAUUACAUCAUUCCCAUAUGCACCAUGAUCCAAAUGAUUUUCUGUGGAUUUUGGCUGGGAACUUCUCCUCCAUUUGUUGAUGCUGAUCUACACAUAGUACAUGGACACAUCAUCAUUGUUUGCAACAAAGGUUCAAUGAUUACCUUUUAUUGUGUCCUGGGAUACAAUGGCUUACUUGCUCUAGCAAGUUUCACUGUAGCUUUCCUGGCCAGGAAUCUGCCUGACACAUUCAAUGAAGCCAAGUUUCUGACAUUCAGCAUGCUGGUGUUCUGCAGUGUCUGGAUCACCUUCCUCCCUGUCUACCACAGCAGUAAGGGCAAGGCUAUGGUUGCUGUCGAGGUCUUCUGUAUCUUAACCUCCAGUACAGGGAUGCUUCUUUUCAUAAUUUUGCCAAAGUGCUACAUUAUUUUGUUGAGACCACAAAUAAAUUCUUUUCAACAGUUUAGGAAAAUAUAUGUGAAAUCUAUAACAAUUAAAUAA
This is a messenger RNA of Apodemus sylvaticus (European woodmouse), 2565 nucleotides long. RefSeq names its product vomeronasal type-2 receptor 116-like. Lineage: Eukaryota; Metazoa; Chordata; Mammalia; Rodentia; Muridae. The record is from RefSeq and is a predicted model, not a curated record. Bases 1 to 2565 code for a protein of 854 amino acids. Gene Ontology annotation, cellular component: membrane. Gene Ontology annotation, molecular function: G protein-coupled receptor activity. The transcript has 6 exons. Gene Ontology annotation, biological process: G protein-coupled receptor signaling pathway.